Messenger RNA from Cavia porcellus (domestic guinea pig), 3361 nucleotides. It is a transcript of the gene Rap1gap, whose product is annotated as RAP1 GTPase activating protein. Bases 270 to 2339 code for a protein of 689 amino acids. The record is from RefSeq and is a predicted model, not a curated record. Gene Ontology annotation, biological process: regulation of small GTPase mediated signal transduction; activation of GTPase activity. Lineage: Eukaryota; Metazoa; Chordata; Mammalia; Rodentia; Caviidae. The transcript has 26 exons. Gene Ontology annotation, molecular function: GTPase activator activity. Gene Ontology annotation, cellular component: membrane; cytoplasm.
CCCUCCCCGAACUGCGGCGGCGGCGGCGGCGGCGGCGAGCGCUGACUGCGUCCGGGCAGAGCUGCAGCGGCCGCGGCGGGCACCCAGCGCCGAGCCCAGCAAGCCCCGGCCCAGGCCCGCGGGUGGACAGGUCCUCUUCCCCUCGCAGGAGCCUGUGGAGGAGUGAUGGGCAGAACCGGCGCAUCCCUCAGGCUCUAGACCUGUCUCAAGUGGACUCAGUUCCCUCCCACCCUGCUUCGGUCUACCCCAAGAACACUGAUCUGUUUGCGAUGAUUGAAAAGAUGCAGGGAAGCAGGAUGGAUGAACAACGAUGCUCCUUCCCACCACCCCUCAAAACGGAGGAAGACUACAUUCCCUACCCGAGCGUCCACGAGGUCCUAGGGCGAGAAGGACCCUUUCCUCUCAUCCUGCUGCCCCAGUUUGGGGGCUACUGGAUUGAAGGCACCAACCACGAAAUCACCAGCAUUCCUGAGACACAGCUGCUGCAGUCACCCACGACCAAGGUGAAACUCGAGUGCAACCCCACAGCCCGCAUCUAUCGGAAGCACUUUCUUGGCAAGGAACAUUUCAAUUACUACUCACUGGACACUGCCCUGGGCCACCUGGUCUUCUCACUCAAGUAUGAUGUCAUCGGGGAUCAAGAGCACCUGCGGCUGCUGCUCAGGACUAAGUGCCGGACAUACCACGAUGUCAUCCCCAUCUCCUGCCUCACGGAGUUCCCCAAUGUGGUCCAAAUGGCAAAGCUGGUGUGUGAAGACGUCAAUGUGGAUCGAUUCUACCCUGUGCUCUAUCCCAAGGCGUCCCGGCUCAUCGUCACCUUUGAUGAACACGUUAUCAGCAAUAACUUCAAGUUCGGAGUCAUUUAUCAGAAGCUUGGGCAGACCUCCGAGGAAGAGCUCUUCAGCACCAAUGAGGAAAGCCCUGCCUUUGUGGAGUUCCUUGAGUUUCUGGGCCAGAAGGUCAAACUGCAGGACUUCAAGGGGUUCCGAGGAGGCCUGGACGUGACCCACGGGCAGACGGGGACCGAGUCUGUGUACUGCAACUUCCGCAACAAGGAGAUCAUGUUUCACGUGUCCACCAAGCUGCCCUACACAGAAGGGGACGCCCAGCAGUUGCAGCGGAAGAGGCACAUCGGGAACGACAUCGUGGCCGUGGUCUUCCAGGAUGAGAACACGCCCUUCGUGCCAGACAUGAUUGCAUCCAACUUCCUGCACGCCUAUGUGGUGGUGCAGGCCGAGGGGGGUGGCCCCGACGGGCCCUUCUAUAAGGUCUCAGUCACCGCGAGAGACGAUGUGCCCUUCUUUGGGCCCCCUCUGCCAGACCCUGCUGUGUUCAGGAAGGGGCCCGAGUUCCAGGAAUUUUUGCUGACAAAGCUGAUCAAUGCUGAAUAUGCUUGCUAUAAGGCAGAGAAGUUUGCCAAGCUGGAGGAGCGGACCCGGGCCGCCCUCCUGGAGACGCUGUAUGAGGAACUCCACAUCCACAGCCAGUCCAUGAUGGGCCUGGGCGGCGACGACGACAAGAUGGAAAACGGAGGCGGUGGAGGCGGUUUCUUCGAGUCUUUCAAGCGGGUCAUCCGGAGUCGCAGCCAGUCCAUGGAUGCCAUGGGGCUGAGCAACAAGAAGCCCAACACGGUGUCCACCAGCCACAGCGGGAGCUUCACACCCAACAACCCUGACCUGGCCAAGGCGGCUGGAAUAUCCUUGCUUAUUCCUGGGAAAAGUGCGAGUAGAUUCGGACGCCGGGGCAGUGCCAUAGGCAUAGGAACCGUGGAAGAGUCCCUGAUUGUCCCCGGGAAGAGCCCCACAAGGAAGAAGUCGGGCCCGUUUGGCUCUCGCCGCAGCAGUGCCAUUGGCAUCGAGAACAUCCAGGAGGUGCAGGAGAAGAGGGAGAGCCCUCCGGCUGGCCAGAAGACCCCAGACAGUGGGCACGUCUCGCAGGAGCCCAAGUCAGAGAACUCGUCCACUCAGAGCUCCCCAGAGAUGCCCACGGCCAAGAACAGAGCGGAGGCGGCAGCCCAGAGAGCAGAGGUGCUGAAGGACUUUUCCCGCUCCUCGUCCAGUGCCAGCAGCUUCGCCAGUGUGGUGGAGGAGACGGAGGGCGUGGACGGGGAGGACACAGGCCUGGAGAGUGUGUCAUCGUCAGGGACACCCCACAAGCGGGACUCCUUCCUCUACAGCACGUGGCUGGAGGACAGUGUCAGCACCACCAGUGGUGGCAGCUCCCCAGGCCUCUCCCGCUCACCCCACCCAGAUGCCAGCAAGGUGGGGGACUCUGCGUGUCCCGAGAUCAAGAUCCAGCUGGAAGCAUCUGAGCCGCACACUUCCCAGCUGGGCUGUUAGCCAGCCGCCCGGGAAGUGGAGCUGAGCAGAGGAGUCCAUAGAAGCACAAGGUGAAGAGGCUGUGUCACAUCCAGGCCGCCAGGACCUCUGCCCCCAAGGCCACCCCAGCCCAGCUUCCCCUGCUUCCCACUCCCCCUCAGCCCACCCACCUGGGCUCUCUCCGCAGGGCGGAGCCACCUAGACCUGGGGCCGGGAGGCUGCUGGCAUCGUCCCCAGGGCCCAGGCUGGGGGUCCAGUAUCAGGCGGGGAGUGGUCAGCUGAAGCAGGACUGCAGGCCUGGCUUGCCCCACCCUGGGCCUCCACCCCGGCUGCCCCUCUGGAUCAGGGGAGUGAGGGGGGAGAGCUCCGGGCACAGUGCCCACUGUGGAGGUGGCGCAAUGUGAGGGCGUGGAGGCCUGGGUCCGGGCUUCUGAUCCGGGUUCUGCUGUGUGGCUCUGUACAAGUCACUCUCCUCCCCUGGGUCUCUGCCACAGUGGACAUCAUUAUUUCAGAGGUCCCUGGAGACCGUGAUUCUGCGCACCUGGCCCAGAGCGGGGAUUGUGCCCCUGGGACCUCCCCUCACACCACCCUGCUUCUUGAAGUCCCCAAAGCCCCAGGUGGGCUGAGGGCCUGGGAGCUGGCAGUGCCCACCACCCCACCUGCAGCCCCGAGCACCACAGAUCUGCCGAUGCCCUUCCACUGCCUACACGUGACAGACCGGUGACCCCCUUCUGGGGAAGGGGACCCGCCUGGCUCCUCAGCCAGCGUCUAGCUUAACCCCUGCCCCCUCCCACUCCUGGGCACUCCAGGCUGAGGGUCCCCCCAUCCCCGGCCUGGAGUCAUAGGCCUUGCCAAGCCCCUCGCCACAAAGGGGCAGCCAGGCACAGCUGCUGAGAAUCCACGUCCUUGCGUGUGUCUGUCCACACUUUUUAGGCGCCACGCCAAAGGCCAGCCGUUCGGCCCCACUCCCACUUUGGAAGCCCCGUGGCCACGUGUAUGUUGGUAACAGUUGUACAAAAUAAAUUCUAUUUAUCGCUAUUGUA